UAUUUCCUCACUAGGUCCCUUCCGGAGCACAGUGCUGCUCAGCUGGUGUGAACGGCAGUCGUGGCUCCGGCAGCAGUGAGGAGACCAUGGCUUUCUACCGUGCCCAGCCUUCCUAUCUGUAUCCAGCUGUGCCCUUUACUGGGGAAAUCCAAGGAGGCCUGCAGGAUGGACUUCAGAUCACGGUCAACGGCUGUGUGCACCCCGGCGCCAGCAGGUUUGCUGUGAACCUGCAGGCUGGCUUCAACGAGAAUAACAUCGCCUUCCACUUCAACCCGCGGUUUGAGCUGGGCGGGUAUGUGGUCUGCAACACGAAGCAGAACGGCCAGUGGGGGGCGGAAGAGAGGAAGAUGAGCAUGCCCUUCCAGAAGGGGGUGCCGUUCGAGCUGUGCCUGCUGGUGCAGAGCUCCCACUUCACGGUGACGGUGAACGGGAUCUUCUUUGUGCAGUACCCACACCGGGUGCCCUUCACCAGCGUGAAUGCCAUCGCUGUCACUGGCUCUGUGCAGCUGUUCUACAUCACCUUCAAGAACCCCCACGUGGCCCCUGCCCAGCCUGUCUUCUCCACGAAGCAGCCCUCCCAGCGGCUCCGUUUCCCCAAGUCUCAGGGGCGCAAACCCAAACCUUCAGGCAGUGGCCAUGCCAACCUGAACCCUGUUACUCCGACAGUCUUGCCCCCCAUGGCACAGAGUCCUCAGAUGUUCCCUACUCCUGGAAUCCCACCAACAAUGUACCCCAGCCCAACCUAUCCCAUGCCUUACUUCAGCAGUAUCCCAGGUGGGCUGUACCCAUCCAAAUCCAUCAUUGUGGUGGGUACCAUCUUGCCCAAUGCCAAGAGGUUCCACAUCAACCUGCGCUCGGGAAGCGACAUCGCCUUCCACCUGAACCCCCGAUUUGACGAGAACGCCGUGGUCCGUAACACCCAGGUCAGGGGCUCGUGGGGGUCCGAGGAGCGACAGCUACUGCGGCCUAUGCCCUUCCGCAGGGGCCAGAGCAUGUCGGUGUGGAUCAUGUGUGACAGCUACUGCUUCAAGGUGGCUGUGGACGGUCAGCACCUGUUGGAGUACAACCACCGCCUCAAGAACCUGGCGGCCAUCAACAACCUGGAGGUGAAUGGUGAUGUCCAGCUGACCCACGUGCAGGCCUAGACAGGCCCCUGGCGACGAGGGCUGGGACAUGCAUGCCGCUGUCUGGGCUGCCUCACUGCCACCUCCUGCCCCCUGCCUGCCCGUCCAAGGCCCUGCUGCUGUGGAAUACUGGCCUUGGCUAGACUGACUUCUGGCCAUGGUCAGCUGGUCUGGGAAGAAGGGUGUAGCUGCGGGGAGAAGGCAGGUGGAGUCCCCCUACCCCAACCCUGCCCAACCACCUGUAAGGAGGGACCUGGCAAGCCUCCCAUCAGGCCACUUUCUCCUGUCACCCAUUCAGCUGCACUGCCAUCCCAGGCCACCAGCUGUCUGCCCCAUGGCCUCCCUGUCCUCUGGCCUUUUGCCUUAAUCCCUCCUCUUGCCCCACAACAUCCUGCAGGCCUGCCGUGGACCACAGCUUUCUCAGGAGUGGACUUUUUCUCUCUCCUGUGUACUGGAAAUAAAUGUGCUUGUUGGAGCAUAAUGCAAAGGGA
Ochotona curzoniae (black-lipped pika) is the source of this 1615-nucleotide messenger RNA. It is a transcript of the gene LGALS9, whose product is annotated as galectin 9. Lineage: Eukaryota; Metazoa; Chordata; Mammalia; Lagomorpha; Ochotonidae. The transcript is spliced from 11 exons. Gene Ontology annotation, cellular component: nucleus; cytosol. Gene Ontology annotation, biological process: negative regulation of CD4-positive, alpha-beta T cell proliferation; negative regulation of type II interferon production; positive regulation of gene expression. The coding region runs from base 87 to 1145 and encodes 352 amino acids. Gene Ontology annotation, molecular function: galactoside binding; carbohydrate binding. The record is from RefSeq and is a predicted model, not a curated record.